Messenger RNA from Aaosphaeria arxii CBS 175.79, 1989 nucleotides. Its product is annotated as DNA/RNA polymerase. The coding region runs from base 1 to 1989 and encodes 662 amino acids. The transcript has 6 exons. Gene Ontology annotation, molecular function: DNA-directed DNA polymerase activity; damaged DNA binding. Gene Ontology annotation, biological process: translesion synthesis. NCBI's taxonomy places the organism in Eukaryota, Fungi, Ascomycota, Dothideomycetes, Pleosporales. The record is from RefSeq and is a predicted model, not a curated record.
AUGGAGGACCAACAUCAUCCUCACCAUCAUUUUCCACGAAGGAAGAGGCUCGAGAGGCAGCUAGACUCCGUCAUCCUGCACUUUGACUGCUUUUAUGCCUCCGUCAUAGAGAAUGAAACACCAUCGCUGAAGAAUCUUCCACUGGCUGUGCAACAGAAACAGAUCGUGGUCACCUGCAACUAUGAGGCGCGCCGACGAGGCCUCUACAAACUGCAGCUUAUCAAAGAUGCAAAACGAAUAUGUCCAGAGGUUGUCAUAGUACUGGGUGAGGACCUCACACGCUUCAGAGACGCUUCGAAAGAGCUAUAUGCCUUCCUCAAGUCCUUCUCUUGGAAUGGAAAAGUUGACAGGCUGGGUUUCGACGAGGUGCGUUUCUGGCUGGUAUCGUCCGUUUUUAUGGACAUUUCGGACAUCGUGGACUAUAAUUUUAGCCUGCUGAACCACAACGAUCUCGCGAACUCGUUCUUUUGUCUUUCCAAAGAUGAUCCAACGCUGGGCUUCACCUUUGAUGCAGCGCUGGUCGCUGGCGGUACUUAUCCGCAAGCGAUGAAUAAGACAGGUAAGCCUGCAAUCUGCUCCAUACGCAGCGCCCCCUCAGAUUGUAACGACUUUCUUCUUCGACUACAUCUUGGGUCCCACUACGCCAGGCACGUGCGCCAGUUGCUUGAAACCCAGAAAGGGUAUACGUGCACCGUUGGCGUUUCUACAAACAAGCUAUUGUCAAAGCUUGUCGGCAAUCUCCACAAACCAAACGGUCAGACGACCCUGCUACCGCCGUACGAUGUAUCUGACACGAAUACUGUCGUCGUCGACAACGUCACUUCCUUUGUCGACGGCCAUGAGGUGGGUAAGAUUCCAGGAAUUGGCUUCAAGCUGGCGCAGAAGCUCCGAACCCACAUCCUAGGACGGCCUUCGGAGCUCGAUCUCUCUGCAAAAGAAAAUCUCGUGCUACGAGAUGAAAGAGAUGUACUCGUAAGAGACGUACGAACCUUCCCCGGGAUGGGCGCCGACGUUCUCGAGCGCCUACUGGGGGGACCUGGUACACCACACGGAAUUGGGACCAGGGUUUGGAACCUCCUCAAUGGUUUCGACGAUACUGAAGUCGGUCUCGCGCGCGAAGUUCCCAAACAAAUCAGUAUCGAAGACAGUUAUAUUCGUCUCGACACGUAUGACGAGCUGCUCAAAGAGCUACACAUGCUGGCAAGGAGCUUGCUCAAUCGCAUGCACACAGACCUCUUGAAUGAUGAUGACGACGAUGACGACGACGUCGAUGAAACUCCUAACGAAUCAGUUCUAGAUGCCGCGGCUCAAGACCCAAAAAGCACUACUAAAAAGCGAUGGAUGGCAUUCCCAAAGACGAUUCGACUCUCCACACGACCUCGACCCCCACAGAACCCCGACGGCAGUCGAAACCGCUCGUUCGCUAGGAUUUCUCGCUCCGCAGCGAUGCCAAACUUCGUGUUCAGCCUGCGGGAUUCCACAGACUCUCUGGCGGAUCGCCUGGUGUCGGAAACAUUGAUCCCCUUGUUUCGAAGACUCCAUCCAGAAAAGAGCGGGUGGAAUCUAUCCCUGGUCAACGUUGCGGCGACCAAUAUGGUCGACGCAGCGAGCGACACAGCCAAGGGUGGGGUAGGAAGAAACAUUGCAAAGAUGUUCAAGCGCCAGGAUGACGUCCUGCGGCAGUGGAGGGUCGAAGAGGAAGACGAGAUCGAUCUGGGGGAAGAUGCCGUAAGGAUCGAGGGGGAAAUUCUCCGAGAUGCCGACAGGUUUGAAAUCCCGGACGAGGUUAUGAAGGAUGUGGAGGCAAAGCCCUUCCCGUUGGUAAAUACGGAAGAGGAUGUAGAGCAAGGCGGCGGUGGCGGCAGUGCAUUGUGGGAAUCAGAGGAUGAAGAUAUGCCGGAUGACGACACGUUUCAUUGUCCACAGUGCGGUGCCACACUCCCGCUGUUCGCCAUUGAAGCGCAUAACCGUUGGCAUGAGCAGCAUUGA